ACGAGCAAGAAUGCAGUCUUAGAUUGCUGUGGACAGGGAGGCGGCCAAGGUAAUCAAUCUUCUGAUCGCGUAGGGGAGAAGGCAGUGGGCGAGGAGGAGGCGAGUGCACGGGUGCCACAUUGCUCAGAAUGCAUGCGCGCUUCCUACGCAACGAUGAUGAUGUGGUGUGAGCCGCGGGGACGGGGCAGCGACAAAUGAAAAUGCACGCAACGUGGAAUGGGGGCAAAACGUUACAAUCAAGGUGCCCUUUUGCGUCUGUCUGUCCUUGUCUCUUGACUCUGAAGGAAUUGAAUCCACCACCACGGUAAGGGCUUUCUGUACGAUUUUGUCGCUGGGACUUGUGAUAUGAUAAGGAUAAGGCGCGAAGGGUGGCUCAAAAAAAUUGAUCUUGCAUCGAUGAUGACCGCAAUCUGGACGUUGAUGCAUUGGUCGAGAGAAAAUGGAUGGUAGGUAAUUAUAGGAAAGAAUGCAUUUCACAUUAACGUGAUUCUAACGAGGAGAGAUCUUCAGGCGACCUUGACGUUGGGCUAAGACGGUCGGUUGGUCGGGCACUUAUGUGAAUGUUGUUUUCUGUUGUGGAUUGACGGGUUUCAUGGAGGGGCGACAAUGGAAGAAGAUGCAUGACAGGGAACCUUGUUGUGCAGUUGUGGGACGCGAGGCACAAUUCGGCACUGACUGGGGAAGCAAAAAAAACUGCAGGCCCAGAUUGCAGGAAUGCAGGGUCAGAACAGCCACCCCCUUCCUGUGAGUUGGGGGAUUGGGGUGGUGGUCCGUCUUCUUGCUGUUGUCCUUCAGGACAUCCGUUGAAGUUGGAACGAUACAGAGAUGAUUAGCAUGCCCCCUGCACAAGGAUGACACGCAUAAAUCGAGAAAUGGUCCUUUUUCUUGCUGUUAGAAAGCAUACAUCCUUAUGGAUGCGGCUGCAAUCCUUCUCCUUCUUCUUGCUGUGAGGAAGCAACUUUCAGCCUUGUAGAGCCAAUCGAAUUGGCUUCCUUGUAAUCCAAUCAAAUUGCCGGCCUUGCCUGUCGCCUGAGACUUGCAUUGGCCGCCUGAUUGUGCGGUGGGGUUAGACGUGCAGGCCUGAUGUGCAGGGAAUGGUUACGGGGUUGCAAUCUUUGGGUGGAUUGUAUGUCAACAAGGGAGCAGCAGUUCGAGGGGGAUUAUUAGCAGUUGGCGGCCUUGCUUAUUGCCUGCGACUGUAUUCAUUAUUUGCCCGAUGGUGCUGGCUAAUAGAUGUGCUGGAGGGCUUAAUGCACACAGGAAUUUGAUUUGAUUGUUUUGCAACUCUGCAUUGAUUUUAUGUCAACAAGGGAGCAGCAGUUUGCAGGGUCAGCAAUUAAUUGACAGCCUUGCUUGUCGCCUGCGGCUAUUUGUUUACAUUUAUGUAACUUAAUUAGUCUACCUAUUGUAGCUUCUCGAUUGCCUUGAUCGUGCUGGCAAGAUGUGAAGUGCCUGAUGCACACAGGAAAUUGAUUUGAUUGGUUUGCAACUUUGCAUGGAUUUGAUGUCAACAAGGGAGUGGCGCUUUGUGGAGUUAGCAGUAGUUUAAUUAAUUAAGGGGGGGGGGGGGGGGGGGGGGGGGGGGGGGGGGNGAGAGAGAGAGAGAGAGAGAGAGAGAGAGAGAGAGAGAGAGAGAGAGAGAGAGAGAGAGAUGUAACUGGUGAAGGGAAAGAGAGGUUGAGCGGAAGUGGAAGCGAAAGGAGUGAAAGCGGCAGGAGACAGACAACACAUACGUCCAUACAUACAUACAUACAUAAAGGAGAAAAGAGUAGCUGAAUUGAGAUGGGGCUGACCUACUUCUAUUCGGUGUUUGGGAUUCUGUCAGUGAUCUGCUUUUUUCUUGAGACGACAAAGACUCCAGAGGAUAAGAUUUCUACCUCAAGUGUUUUCAAUUCUUUCAAGAACAAUUAUAUAUUUGUGUACUGCCUGAUGAUGGCAGGAGAUUGGCUUCAGGGACCAUAUGUCUAUGCUCUCUACCAGUAUUACAACUAUGACCGUGGAGAUAUCGGGCGUCUGUUCAUUGCAGGCUUUGGAUCGUCCAUGGUGUUUGGUACGGUUGUCGGUUCGCUCGCGGAUAAGCAUGGCCGGAAGGCUGCCAGCAUCACAUAUUGCAUAACGUACAUUCUUAGUUGCUUCACGAAACACUCGUCGAAAUAUGGGUGGUUGCUGUUAGGCAGAGUGUUGGGGGGUAUCUCAACGUCGCUGCUGUUCUCAGCGUUUGAAUCGUGGCUGGUGUCAGAGCACAUAAAGCGUGGAUUCGAACCUAAUUGGCUGUCAGUGAGCUUUUCAAAGGCUAUAUUUCUUGGGAAUGGACUGGUUGCAAUAUUUUCCGGGCUACUGGCAAAUACACUGGUUGUGGAUGCGGGACUGGGACCCGUUGCGCCAUUCGAUGCGGCUGUGUGCGUUCUCGCCAUCGGGAUGACAAUCAUUGCGUUUACAUGGACAGAAAACUAUGGCGACCCUUCCGAGGGGAAGAACUUGAUUCGGCAGUUUGCUACGGCAGCCAAGCUCAUUGCGGCAGAUGAGAAGAUUGCUCUUCUCGGUGCGAUUCAGUCCCUUUUCGAAAGCUCGAUGUACACUUUUAUCUUUCUCUGGACACCGGCUCUGGGUUCUGAAACGAAGUUUGGAUUAGAAAUUCCCCACGGCUUUGUAUUUGCGACCUUCAUGCUUGCCUCCAUGAUUGGAAGCUCCCUUGCUUCCAGGCUACUCGCCAGGCCAUUCCUUAGAGUCGAAAGGUACAUGCAGUUUGUCUUUCUUGUCGCAUCCGCGUCUCUACUUCUCCCAACGUACGCUGGAUACUUCGACGAGCACAGCAACAAUGUUGCGGCUGAAAUCGCCGCUGACGGUAUUAGCCCCGGUGGCAGAAUUCAGAUGGCUGGUUUUCUGAUCUUCGAAGUGUGUGUCGGAAUUUUCUGGCCGUCGAUGAUGAAGAUGCGCAGUGAUUACGUCCCUGAGGAAUCGCGAUCCACAAUUAUGAAUUUUUUCCGAAUCCCGCUGAACAUGUUUGUGUGCAUUGUGCUGUACAAUGUGAGCGUUUUCCCGAUCAGUUCGAUGUUUGCGACGUGCGCCGCUCUUCUGGUUGCCGCGGCUCUUCUGACACGCCGUCUUCUUGUCCUUUCGACCACCGACAAGGCACGCUCAAGGAUCGAGCAGUGGAGAGCAGAAGCGAAACAUCAGCGUGUAAUUGCUGCCGAAUUAGCAAUUUAAAGGAGCAUGUGAGACAUAGCAGAGCUUUAGCGAUCGGGACUGGUGAUGCAUGCAUAUGUCUCUCUGCCUACCUUCAUCUCCUUGUUGUUUGUUUUUUUUCUUUUUGUCUUGUCCGAUUUGUGGCAAGCAUUUGCCAAGCCGUGGACGGGAAUGUGUCCCUCUCGAAGAGUAUGCGUAGGGUUUCCCGUUUCAUUGUUUCCUCCUUUUGUUCUCCCGAAUAAGAACAUGUUCCAUACAAUUUCAUCUGGUGCAAGUUAUUUGUGGGCUUGAGGAUGAGUGGAUUCUUACAGUUGAAACGUUGCAAUUUGGGUCACAGGCGUGAACGGCUGAUUUGCUGUGUGACAUCUAUUCAUCUCCUAAUCUGCGGCGGACCCACAAGGUGGCGAAGAUGGCAGGUAAUGUUCGCACACAGCGAAGAUUGUUUUCUUGUUUGCUAGUUUUACCGUAGAGGGUCCUGGGCACAGGAUGUGCAGUAAUGGUGCCACCGUGCUUGUUCUCUCUACCAGUCAGUUCAGCAGAGUUUUUGUUUUUAACUUUGACUGCACGGGUUGCCACUUCUAUUUAUCCCUGGUUUAAACCUCCAGUACACGGCCCCAGCCUUGUGGAGAAUCGUUCGUCACGUACUCCAAAAAAGUUGGAGCCCGCGCGCCGUCGAUAAAAUACAUCGGCGACC
Chara braunii is the source of this 3880-nucleotide messenger RNA. Lineage: Eukaryota; Viridiplantae; Streptophyta; Charophyceae; Charales; Characeae. The record is from the annotation of a GenBank genome assembly.